AUGGACACGAAGUCAUUUGCAUCUCGCAUCAGCGACCUCGUCAAGUUCCUCUCAUCCGUACAAGGCGACCUUUCCAAUGUGACUGCUCCGCCGUCCUUCCUCGCGCCAUCCUCCGUGGUAGAGGUUGGCCACUGCUGGUCCCAGCGGCCCGGUGUCUUCGUCGCCCCGGCUCUAGAGCCGGACCCGGAGAAACGCUCUUUGAAAAUGCUGCGUAUGAUUCUUAUUGCUAUGCGGAGCCAGUUUUACGUCGCCGGUGCUCCCAAUGUGAGCAUCAAGAAGCCCCUGAACGCUUUCCUGGGAGAACUAUUCCUCGCAUCCUGGACCGAGGGCAAGGCCUCUACGAACUUGGUGGCUGAGCAAGUUAGCCAUCAUCCGCCCAUUACAGCGAUGCACAUCGGUAGCAAAGAGCACGGAAUUCGGGCUGAUGGAUACGCGCGAGUCGAAAUGACUUUCUCGAGCAGUGUCAACAUCCGCCAGAUUGGGCAUGCCGUGAUACAUAUUGACAAGUACGACGAAGAUUACUUGGUUCCGCUCCCUGAUGUCAAGGUUCGCGGGUUCUUGAACGCCUGCUUGUACCCCGAGGUUAUCGGCACCUAUUACAUCGUUUCCAACACAGGAUUCAUCUCGGAAAUAAAGUUUUCGGGCACGGGAGUCUUUAGGGGGAAGAAGAACUUCUUCGAGGCUCGUAUGUACCACAAGAACGACAAGAAGGCUACCAUCUUCACGGUAGAAGGCGUCUGGAGUGAAGGUUGGAUUGUCAAGGAUGGAAGAACGGGUGAAGUCUUGGAACACUACGAGGUCGACGCCUUGGAGAACCUGCCUGCGCCCAUGGAAAUCGAGCCAAUCGCCAGCCAAGACCCUUGGGAGUCGAGACGCGCGUGGAGUGGUGUUAUCGAGGGUCUUGGCAAGGGCGAUUUCCGCGAAACGGUAAACGCAAAGAGUCAAGUCGAAGAAGCGCAACGUCGGAUGAGAGCGGAAGAAAAGAAGAAUGGCGAGACUUGGGAGCCCUUGUUUUUUAAAAGCAUUCCUGGGUCGGAUCAUGAGGUUUUCCACAGGUUGGCCAAGGGGGUGGAUUGGCAGCUGCAGGACAAGCAUACUAAAGGCGUUUGGAGGAUCGAUGAUGCUAAACGGGAUACGGUUCAACGGCCAUUUAGAGGGGAAUCGACGCCUUUAGGCUAG
Molecule: messenger RNA, 1179 nt
Organism: Colletotrichum truncatum
Lineage: Eukaryota; Fungi; Ascomycota; Sordariomycetes; Glomerellales; Glomerellaceae
Product: oxysterol-binding protein
Cellular component (GO): cytosol; intracellular membrane-bounded organelle; membrane
Molecular function (GO): oxysterol binding
Source: RefSeq, a predicted model, not a curated record